UUCAACCGCGACGCGCCUCGAUUCUUUUAAUACCCGUGACGUCCUCAAAACAUUUUCGAGGCUUCUUUACUAGCGCGAGACAGGUAAAGCGAAUAAAGUCAAGUCUUAAGGACACAACAACAAACAGGAUGACCGCAAUGUUGAAGACAGUACUGUUCUUGGGGCUGGCGAUGGUAGUUGCAGCCCAGGAAGUCGAAAGACGUUGGCCAGUUGGUGCCGAAUGCGCGAAGCAGUCCGACUGCCCGCCGGGUUCUUGUUGCACCAUAGGAUACGAGCGGUACAGUUAUCCUAGCUGCCGGCCGCUGCAAAUGGAGAACGAUAACUGCAUACCGAGUGGUCCUAUGACGAAUGGCAGCCGCUACUGGCCCGAUGGGUCGUCGAUGGUUCUCGGUGACGUGUACCUCAUGAUGUGUCCAUGCGGUCGCAGAUUACGUUGUUACAGGGGAACCUGUGAUCCGAUCAUUCCGAACAUUCCAAACACCAUGUCGAAUGAGAUAUGGCCGUAA
This is a messenger RNA of Copidosoma floridanum, 506 nucleotides long. RefSeq names its product astakine-like. The record is from RefSeq and is a predicted model, not a curated record. NCBI's taxonomy places the organism in Eukaryota, Metazoa, Arthropoda, Insecta, Hymenoptera, Encyrtidae.